Molecule: messenger RNA, 950 nt
Organism: Drosophila takahashii
Lineage: Eukaryota; Metazoa; Arthropoda; Insecta; Diptera; Drosophilidae
Product: trypsin beta
Biological process (GO): proteolysis
Molecular function (GO): serine-type endopeptidase activity
Source: RefSeq, a predicted model, not a curated record
AUGUACUCAGCGGGAUUUUUAACGAGUUUAGUGCUUCUCGUGGCAUUUGCUGGGGCCACGCCCACUCCCGGUGACGGGCGGAUUGUGGGCGGCGAGGUGACCACCAUUGGGGAAUUUCCGUAUCAAGUAUCCGUCCAGGUGAACGGGCAGCACAUAUGCGGAGGAGCCAUAAUCGGACAUCACUUCGUCCUCACGGCGGCCCAUUGCUUUGAGGCUGAGUUGAGCACCGAAGAUUACUCCGUGCGCGUGGGUUCCAGCGAACAUGCAAGUGGGGGCCACGUGCUCAGCCUGCGGCAGGUGAUCACCCACGGCGGCUAUAAUCCCCAGAGCCACGACAACGACCUGGCGCUGCUCAUCGUAUAUGCCAGGCUCAAUUUCACGGAGCACCUGCAGCCAGUGCCGUUGGCCUCCCCAGUGGAUCCACCACCCAGCGCGGAGAGCCGCCUUUUAGUCAGCGGAUGGGGCUACCAGGCGGAGGAGGGCGCAGGCAGCGGAGAGGUUGGCGUGUCGCCGCAACUGCGCUUCGUCGACGUCGAUCUGGUGGAGUCGGAUCAAUGCCGACGAGCCUAUCGCCAGGUGUUGCCCAUCACCCAGCAGAUGAUCUGUGCCGCACGUCCGGGUGGCGAUAGCUGCCAAGGCGACUCCGGCGGUCCAUUGGUUGGUAUUCCAGCGGACGAAGGGCCAGCCAAGCUCUACGGCAUCGUUUCAUGGGGUCUGGGCUGCGCCAAUCCCGACUAUCCGGGGGUCUAUACCAAAGUGGCUGCCUUCCGCAACUGGAUCGAUGCCCAAGUGGGCGGCUGGGGAUUUAAUGGAUUGCUGGCUGGUUGGAGUGGAUUGCAAUAAUCCGAAGAGAAACUUUAAAUAUUUAUAAAUUAAUAUGUUUAAGUAAACGAAUAAAAAUUGUACUACAUCUACAAUCCAAUUGAUCGAUGAUUCAUUUCAACAAUGAA